GCCAGGAAGGAGGAGGAGGAAGUGGUCAGCAGCACCCGGGGUCCCAGAUUGCCCACGGUGAUGUUGGCCAGGCGGGUGCUUGGGACCUCACGCAGGGCGGCUCUAGGAUCGGUGGAGGCUGCGCUUGGCGGUUUGAAGUCAAUAUGGGGAAGCAGCCAACAUUUUUGCUCUGUUCUUUCUAAGGGUGUCACAUAUAGGGAACUAAAAAACCUGUUGAGCUCCAAAAACAUUAUGUUAAUUGAUGUUAGAGAUACGUGGGAAGUUCUUGAGCAUGGAAAAAUACCUGGAUCAAUCAACAUACCAUUGGAUGAGGUGGGGGAAGCUCUACAGAUGAACUCAAGGGAUUUCAAAAAGAAGUACAAUGAAGUGAAGCCAUCCAAAUCCGACAGUCUAGUGUUUUCUUGUUUUGCUGGAGUGAGAAGUAAGAAGGCUAUGGACACAGCAAUAUCGCUGGGCUUUAACAGUGUUCAACACUAUGCUGGAGGAUGGAAAGAAUGGGUAACCUAUGAAAUUUCCGAGAAGAAACAAGAAAAUUGAGCUCUGGAAUAAGAGACUCUGUCCUGUGUUCAUACAUCCAAGGACAGUGGAGGAAGCAAAAGAAAUCUCCAGUCUUGGCACCAAAGGAUACGCUCGGCAGCUGUUUUCCUCCUCUGUGAACCGAAGACACUGCUCCCCUGAACACUUUCAGAGUCUACUGAGAACUGAGAUAAUAUGAAUUGCCAUUGACAUAUACAGAUUCUACAGUUAAUUUUUAAGUACUUGGUAUUCCAAAGGAUCAGGUAGCUUGUGUUACCUAAUCAUGUGCAGUCAUGCUAUAAGCAUGCGUGUUAACAAGCAGUCCUGAUGUUAAGCAAUAACUAAGCAUUGGUUUUAGGCCCAUACUUGUAGUUCCAAUACUCAGUAGAUUGAGAUAGGCAGAUUGUUGUAAAUUUGAGGCCAGGCUAUAAAUUUGAUAUUCUGGCCGGGUGAUGGUGGCGCACGCCUUUAAUCCCAGCACUCGGGGGGCAGAGGCAGGCAGAUCUCUGUGAGUUCGAGACCAGCCUGGUCUACAGAGCUAGUUCCAGGACAGGCUCCAAAGCCACAGAGAAACCCUGUCUCGAAAAACCAAAAAAAAAAAAAAAUUUGAUAUUCUGUUACAAAAGAAAAGGAAAGAAAAGGAUCUGGGGUCCAGAGAAGUAAACUCUGAACAAGAAAACACAUUCACAGCGUCUGAAGACUCAGGACAACAUGUGGCCAGAAUCGAAACAAUGUAACUAAUUUUAAAACUUAAGAUCAAUGUGAGGAUAAAAGUUGCAUGGGUUAUGACUGUGGAAGGCAAACGAACCUGGAAGAGGUCAGGAAAUUUUGUAGGCUAGUAGAGAUUGUCAUGGUAUGACUAAAUUGUCAGGAGUAUGCAUGUCAAACCCCAUCAAAACAAACACAAAGACAUGGUAUUACAAGAAACAUACCUCAAUUUGAAAACUGACUAAAAACAAGUAUUUAUACCAUUUUGACUCCUUCUAGCGUGCAUGUAUGUCUUUAGAAUGUUAAAUUAUAGGCUUGCCGGGCGCACGCCUUUAAUCCCAGUACUUGGGAGGCAGAGGUAGGCGGAUCUCUGUGAGUUCGAGACCAGCCUGGUCUACAAGAGCUAGUUCCAGGACAGGCUCCAAAACCACAGAGAAACCUUGUCUCAAAAAAACAAAAAAACAAAAAAAAAAAAGAAAAAGAAAAAGAAAUAAAUAAAUUAUAGGCUUGUUAGUGUGCUGGCAUAAUAGUAACAAAGUAAACCUGUGUUUUCCUUUUUUUAAGAUUUGUUUGUUAUGCAGAUGAAAGGUUUUCCCUCUUAAGGGACUACUUCCUACUUCUACUGAUACAACACACUCAGGAGGUGGAGGCAGGCGGAUCUCUGUGAGUUCGAGACCAGCCUGGUCUACAAGAGCUAGUUCCAGGACAGGCUCCAAAACCACAGAGAAACCCUGUCUCGAAAAACC
Chionomys nivalis (European snow vole) is the source of this 1970-nucleotide messenger RNA. RefSeq names its product thiosulfate sulfurtransferase like domain containing 3 (gene Tstd3). Gene Ontology annotation, cellular component: mitochondrion. The transcript has 4 exons. The record is from RefSeq and is a predicted model, not a curated record. Gene Ontology annotation, molecular function: thiosulfate-cyanide sulfurtransferase activity. NCBI's taxonomy places the organism in Eukaryota, Metazoa, Chordata, Mammalia, Rodentia, Cricetidae. The coding region runs from base 61 to 537 and encodes 158 amino acids.